Molecule: messenger RNA, 3937 nt
Organism: Capsicum annuum
Lineage: Eukaryota; Viridiplantae; Streptophyta; Magnoliopsida; Solanales; Solanaceae
Product: pyruvate dehydrogenase E1 component subunit beta-3, chloroplastic
Exons: 2
Coding region: 2557-3708 (383 amino acids)
Biological process (GO): pyruvate decarboxylation to acetyl-CoA
Molecular function (GO): pyruvate dehydrogenase (acetyl-transferring) activity
Source: RefSeq, a predicted model, not a curated record
GCAAAAGAAGAUACUGCUGCAGCUUAUACUUCAUCCAAGCCAGGGUAUAUGUACUUCUCCUCUGAGUUGUACAUGCAUAUCUUUACAGUUCAAAUUUCUUCCUUGUAGUUGCCUCUUACUUGUCUCUCCUAAUGUUUGUCUUCUAGGGAUCUAACCGUCACUUGUUUUAUAAAACUUCACAUCCGAGGGGUUGUUUGUCAGCAGAUUCUAACCAAAAGCAGGUGUACAUAGGAGAGAAAAAAAGAUAACAUUUUUAGUGAAUCUUCUCUUUCGGCCACUCAUGUCUCCCGUGGACUUUAAAAAAGAUUUACUAAGGGUAUUAAUUGUGUAUAUCUUGCUUUUCUUCUUGUAGCACUUUCACUUUUUCUUCUGUUGUUUGCUCCAAAAUUUUCAAGAUUCUUAUUUGCCUUGAAAUUUUUAAGUCAAUGAUCAAAAGAAAUGGUUUACAUUGCCAUUCCAGUAACACUAUUUUUGAUAAGUAUUUUAUUAAAGUGAUUUCGAACUUUAAGAGUUCACAACUACAUACCAAGUGUAAUCCAGGGUAAGAUGUAGAGUAGAGAGGUUAUUUCCAGUAGACCCUUAACUCAAAAGAAGUAUAAUCAGAGCAAGAUAGAAAAGAGAAUAAUGGCCACAAAAUAGCUAGAUAAAUAAAGCAAAUAAUGUAAUAGGUAGUAGUAAAAAUUAGAAAAUAAGAUCUUAUAGAAAUACUAUAUAGGAUUACAAAGGAGAUGAGGAGAUAGCCCUUUGUCUUUCCCACAUAAACGUACUACAACACUUGGCUACCUGCUACUUUUCUACCCUUAUCCUCAACCUCCAUAUGUUGCUAUGAAGAGUCAUGUCCUCAGUCUGUAAGUUGAAGAUGUGUCAUAUCCUGUCUGAUCACCUCCUCCGAUUCUUCUCUGCUGUUGCAAAACUCUUCACCUUGUGCCUCUGCAUACCUCAUCUUUACAUGUACGAAGUACCUCAGCCUCGCAUACCUCAUCUUGUCCGCUAUAGAGGCCUCUCCCAUCUUGUUAGUAUAAUUUCAUUCCUAAUUCUCACUCUCCUAGUAUGCCCAUACAUCCAUUUGGGCAUCCUCAUCUCCACUUUAUUCAUCUUCUGGACGUGCACGUUCUUGAGGGGCUAGCCCUUUGCCCACACAACAAUGUAGGACUAACCACCACCACUGUAGAGCUUAUAGAGCUUAUAGUUAUCUUUAAGCCUUGGUGACACUUUGUAUCACUAAGUAUCCCGGAUGGGAGCCUCGAUUUCACUAUCAAUCUUCUCCUUUUCUUGGAUUAUAGACCAAAUAUACUUGUAAAUAUCUCUCUUGGGUACGACUUGUGUAUUGAUCUUCACUUCUACCCCUUCCUCCGUUACACGCGAACUGAAAUUGCACUCCAGGUACUCUAUUUUAGUCUUUGCUUCAUAACCUAAAACUUUUAGAUUCUAGGGUUUGUCUCCAAACUUCUAGUCUAUCGUUAACUCCACCGCAUGUCUCGUCGAUAUCGUUAAUAUCAAUACAGAUCAAUACUAUGUCAUUUGCAAACAACAUGCACCACGGCACCUCCCCUUCAAUAUGCCUUGUCAAUUCAUCCAUCACUACAACAAAAUGUAUGAUUGAAGUUCCCAACAAUAUAACGUACAAUACAUGCUAGCCAAUACUCUUCAGAGGUAGAGGGUUUGAGAGAUGUAGUUUUUUAAGUUAAGUCAUAUUAUCACAAGAUAUUUUAUGAGAGAGGAGUCUGACUUCCCACUCUUAACAUCCUGGAAUCCUUUGAAGGGAAACGUGUGUUUCUAUUCUUGCCUAGCAGCAAGAGAGGUAAUAUUGACAUCUAAUGAUCCAAGGCAGAGAAGAUUGCAUGUCAAUUGGUUCUUUAAGUGCAGAUGUCCGGAAGAAGAUGUGGACCAUCUCCUAUUGCGAUGUCAUGUUGCUACCAAUUGUAGUGAAUGGUGCUGAACUGGUCCAAAAUGACACGGACGACUUUAGGCAGAUCAAAAAUUCGUUGUGCAAGUGGACUUUCAGGAGAAGGAUAGGAAGACAGGCAUGGUAUACCUUUAUCCCUAGUGUGUGUUCUUUGGAAGGAGAGAAAUCGAAGAAUGUUUGAAGGGAGACUAAUUUGACUAUCCAAAAAGAGAAAAGUAAACCUAAGAUGUUGCUGCAACUAUACCACUGUCAUGAAGAUUAAUUCGUAUUUCUAGCUUGUAAGGAACUGAUGAAAUCUUUAUUUGUGUCCUUAUCAUUUUAUUUAAUUUCAUAUAUUCCAAAAAGCUACCAAAAGGGCACUUAAAUCCUAUUCGAGAAUAAUAAAGAAAAAUAAUUAAAUUGGGUUUUAUGUUUUCUACUUUCAUAGGGAUUAGACUAUUGAUGAUGUAACAUGACUCCUAUUUAAAAAGUUUUUUGAAGAAUAAAUAAAUAAGUCAAAUUUCAGAAAAAAGCAAGAGAUUAGAGUUCUCUCUUCCAUUGAACUCUAUGGUUUCAGCUUCCCUUAAAUGAGCUGAAGAGAUCGGAGUUCUCUCUUCCAUUGAACUCUAAGGUUUUAGUCUCCCUUUAAUGUUGACCUUAUAUAUCGCCCUAUGAAUCGAUCCUUCCCCAAAGAUCAUAACAUAAUAAUUUCUACAGGUACUUGUUUUCUGCUUUGCUCUAGCUUCAGGAGUACAGAACCUCGAUUGUCAUACCAAAUAUUAUUAAGAGCUUACAUUGAAAAGAUGUCUCAUUCUCAUCAAUACAAGAAAUAUUUGGGCACAAUUUUAUUGCAUGAACUGUUGCUCUUUGAAGCUCUCCGUGAAGGACUUGAAGAAGAGAUGGACAGAGAUCCCACUGUUUGUGUAAUGGGUGAAGAUGUCGGUCACUAUGGAGGUUCAUACAAGGUGACUAAAGGACUUGCCCCAAAAUAUGGUGAUCUCAGGGUUCUUGACACACCUAUUGCUGAAAACUCUUUCACUGGUAUGGGCAUUGGAGCUGCAAUGACUGGUUUGCGUCCAGUUGUUGAGGGAAUGAACAUGGGAUUUCUUCUUCUAGCCUUCAACCAAAUAUCUAACAAUUGCGGUAUGCUCCACUACACAUCUGGUGGCCAGUUUAAGAUACCAAUUGUCAUCCGAGGUCCUGGUGGAGUUGGUAGACAGCUUGGAGCAGAGCACUCUCAACGCCUUGAGUCAUACUUCCAGUCAAUUCCUGGAAUUCAGAUGGUUGCCUGUUCAACCCCCUACAAUGCCAAGGGCUUGAUGAAGGCAGCUAUCAGAAGUGAUAACCCUGUGAUUCUGUUUGAGCAUGUUUUGCUCUACAACCUCAAGGAGAGAAUUCCAGACGAAGAGUAUGUGUUGAAUCUUGAAGAAGCAGAGAUGGUGCGACCCGGGGAGCAUGUUACGAUUCUGACUUACUCCAGGAUGAGAUAUCAUGUGAUGCAGGCCGCGAAGACACUUGUGAACAAGGGUUAUGAUCCUGAAGUCAUUGAUAUCAGGUCUCUGAAACCAUUUGACCUUUACACCAUCAGGAACUCAGUGAAGAAAACUCAUCGUGUGCUCAUUGUGGAGGAAUGUAUGCGCACAGGAGGUAUUGGUGCCAGCUUGACAGCCGCUAUAACUGAGAACUUUCACGACUAUCUAGAUGCCCCAAUUGUAUGUCUGUCAUCACAAGAUGUGCCAACCCCAUAUGCUGGGACAUUAGAGAACUGGACUGUUGUCCAACCUCCCCAGAUUGUUACUGCAGUUGAACAGCUUUGCCAGUGAUUAAGUGGUAAAAGCAUUUCGGUAAUUAUGCCAUUAUGUUCCUUUCUUAUUUCAUAAUUCAAGACUCAACUUUUGGUUGAAUUUUAUUUUCUGAUUUUGUUUGAGAUUUUAGUUUUUGGAACUUGCAAGUUCUAGUUAAGGUGAAAUGUUUGUUUCUUCGCUGUAUACCCACACCAAAAUGGUGGUUGGAAUCUUUAUGUACCGAAAAGGUAACAAGACUUCAUGGAAA